Neomonachus schauinslandi (Hawaiian monk seal) is the source of this 1734-nucleotide messenger RNA. It is a transcript of the gene NTNG2, whose product is annotated as netrin G2. The record is from RefSeq and is a predicted model, not a curated record. The coding region runs from base 37 to 1734 and encodes 565 amino acids. The transcript has 8 exons. Lineage: Eukaryota; Metazoa; Chordata; Mammalia; Carnivora; Phocidae.
GCCUCUCUGGGCCACGCCCCUGCGGACUGCUCAGCCAUGCUGCACCUGCUCGCACUUUUCCUGCACUGCCUCCCACUGGCCUCUGGGGACUACGACAUCUGCAAAUCCUGGGUGACCACCGAUGAGGGCCCCACCUGGGAGUUCUACGCCUGCCAGCCCAAGGUGAUGCGGCUGAAGGACUACGUCAAGGUGAAGGUGGAGCCCUCAGGCAUCACGUGCGGAGACCCCCCUGAGAGAUUCUGCCCCCCCGAGAACCCCUACCUGUGCAGCAACGAGUGUGACGCCUCCAACCCGGACCUGGCCCACCCGGCCCGGCUCAUGUUCGACAAGGAGGAUGAGGGCUUGGCCACGUACUGGCAGAGCGUCACGUGGAGCCGCUACCCGAGCCCGCUGGAAGCCAACAUCACCCUCUCGUGGAACAAGAGCGUGGAGCUGACGGACGACGUGGUGGUGACCUUCGAGUACGGCCGGCCCACGGUCAUGGUCCUGGAGAAGUCCCUGGACAACGGGCGCACGUGGCAGCCCUACCAGUUCUACGCGGAGGACUGCAUGGAGGCCUUCGGCAUGGUGGCGCGGCGCGCCCGCGACCUGUCGUCCUCGGGCGCCCACCGCGUGCUGUGCACCGAGGAGUACUCGCGCUGGGCCGGCUCCAAGAAGGAGAAGCACGUGCGCUUCGAGGUGCGGGACCGCCUGGCCAUCUUCGCUGGCCCCGACCUGCGCAACAUGGGCAACCUCUACACGCGGCUGGAGAGCGCCAAGGGCCUCAAGGAGUUCUUCACCCUCACGGACCUGCGCAUGCGGCUGCUGCGCCCCGCGCUGGGGGGCACCUACGUGCAGCGGGAGAACCUCUACAAGUACUUCUAUGCCAUCUCCAACAUCGAGGUCAUUGGCAGGUGCAAGUGCAACCUGCACGCUAACUUGUGCUCCGUGAGGGAGGGCAGUCUGCAGUGUGAGUGUGAGCACAACACCACGGGCCCCGACUGCGGCAAGUGCAAGAGGAACUUCCGCACCCGGUCCUGGCGCGCCGGCUCCUACCUGCCGCUGCCCCACGGCUCUCCCAACGCGUGUGCUGCUGCAGGCUCUGCUGUUGGCACUGUGGGCACCUCCACCACCGCCCCUGCCCCUGCCCCGGCCUCCAAACCUUUCCAGCUCAAGCCCAAAUCGGCUCAAGUGGUGCCCAUUGAAGAGUUCCAAGACUGUGAGUGCUAUGGCCACUCCAACCGCUGCAGCUACAUCGACUUCCUAAACGUGGUGACCUGCGUCAGCUGCAAGCACAACACGCGAGGCCAGCACUGCCAGCACUGCCGUCUGGGUUACUACCGCAAUGGCUCCGCCGAGCUGGACGACGAGAACGUGUGCAUAGAGUGUAACUGCAACCAGAUCGGCUCCGUGCACGACCGGUGCAACGAGACCGGCUUCUGCGAGUGCCGCGAGGGCGCAGCGGGACCCAAGUGCGACGACUGCCUCCCCACACACUAUUGGCGCCAGGGCUGCUACCCCAACGUGUGCGACGACGAUCAGCUGCUCUGCCAGAACGGCGGCACCUGCGUGCAGAACCAGCGCUGCGCCUGCCCGAGCGGCUACACCGGCGUGCGCUGCGAGCAGCCCCGCUGCGACCCCGCCGCGGAGGACGGCGGCCUGGACUGCGACCGCGCGCCCGGGGCCGCCCCACGCCCCGCCACCCUGCUCGGCUGCCUGCUGCUGCUGGGGCUGGCCGCCCGCCUGGGCUGCUGA